Messenger RNA from Lodderomyces theae, 1395 nucleotides. It is a transcript of the gene RAM1, whose product is annotated as protein farnesyltransferase. Gene Ontology annotation, cellular component: protein farnesyltransferase complex. Gene Ontology annotation, molecular function: protein farnesyltransferase activity. The transcript has a single exon. The record is from RefSeq and is a predicted model, not a curated record. Lineage: Eukaryota; Fungi; Ascomycota; Pichiomycetes; Serinales; Debaryomycetaceae. Gene Ontology annotation, biological process: protein farnesylation. Bases 1 to 1395 code for a protein of 464 amino acids.
AUGCCUUCCUCAAAAUUGGACCAGGCCGAAUACCUUAUCAACCUACUAGGUCGCAAGCGCAAUACAGUGGAGCGUGAAGUGGGAGACGAUUUAGAUCACAAAAAUUCUCAUAGCAGCAACUCCGAUACAGACUUUGAAGACGUAGUAUAUACGCAUUUGACGCGAGACGAAAUGAUGAAACAAUUGCACAAUAAGGCUCUGGCAGGUGAGUGGACGUUAAGCUUGCCGUCGAUUGAGCUUGGGUACCAAUCGAGCACAACGGAGCAGCAAGAUGAAUGCCUUGACGAUGUGGUUGAGACAUACUUGGAGAAUCCAAAGACAAGAUUUUACAAAGAAGCACAUUUUAACUACAUUGAGAAAUGUCUUACGGCUAAAUUACCGAGUGGUUACAAGUCACUCGAUGCAAACCAUCCCUGGAUGAUGUAUUGGUUGGUAAAUUCUCAUUUGGUGAUAAAAGACAAUGAUGGAGAGUCGAGAUUGAGUAAAGACAUUGUCAAUUUGGUCAACAGGAAAAUCGAGUCCUGCAUUAUUGAUGAAGGAAGAGGUGGCAUUGCCGGUGGAGCAAAUCAGAUGGGUCAUUUAGCAUCGACUUAUGCUGCUGUGUUGACCUUAGUUCUUACUCGAAACACACCAACAUUGCUAAAGAUACGGACCAACUUGUAUACGUGGAUCAUGGGUCUAAAGCGAAAGACAAAGCAGGGAUCGUCAUUCCUCAUGCAUGGAUUGGGGGAAUACGACACGAGGUCAACGUAUUGUGCGUUGGUGAUUUGUGUCUUGUUGAAUACCGCAACACCUGAAUUGGUUGAAGGUGUUGCGGAUUGGAUAAUCUCUUGUCAAACUUAUGAGGGGGGUUUUGCCGGAGUGCCCAACACCGAGGCUCAUGGAGGGUAUACGUUUUGUGCGUUUUCGUCAUUGUUUAUAUUGAACACGGCUCCACAGGAUAUAAUUGGGCAAAUCAAUUUUGACAAAUUUGUUAGGUGGUGCGUUGCUCGACAAACAUGUGAAGGUGGAUUUUCAGGAAGGACCAAUAAGUUGGUAGAUGUUUGUUAUAGUUUUUGGAUUGGAGCCUUGAUGCCCAUGAUUGAUGUUUUACAAAAGUCCCACACAUUCAACAAAGAGGCUUUGAGAAAUUACAUUUUGCGAAUUGCUCAAGUUAAAUCUGGUGGAUUCCGUGACAAGCCAGGAAAACUGGUUGACUUUUAUCAUACAAAUUAUGCAUUGUGUGGCCUCAGUUGUUGUGAGCAUGACUAUCGUUUGAUUGACGAUGGGGAAAACAGCAGCUUGGCUUUUAGGAUAGUUGAGAAUAGCACAAAUGAAACCACUUUUACAUACGCUGUGAACCCUGUCUUUGGGAUUCCAACUUCGUUUUGUAAUUCGUCGCUAAGAAAUGUGUGA